Molecule: messenger RNA, 3087 nt
Organism: Theileria equi strain WA
Lineage: Eukaryota; Apicomplexa; Aconoidasida; Piroplasmida; Theileriidae
Exons: 4
Coding region: 1-3087 (1028 amino acids)
Biological process (GO): mitochondrial translation
Cellular component (GO): ribosome; mitochondrial large ribosomal subunit
Molecular function (GO): structural constituent of ribosome; rRNA binding
Source: RefSeq, a predicted model, not a curated record
AUGCCACCAGUAUUCUUCAAACCCCCUCUACCGGUUAAUCACAAGGCUCCCAAGGGUAGGAUUGUGCCCUUGACUAAACCGGAUAUCAGACUUGGGAAAUGCCUGGUCACACUGACGCCCAGACGUAUAAAGGCUGAGGCUCUGGAAAAGGUACGUUUGGCGCUUAGAAGAGUACUCAAGAAGAGGUGCGAAAGGAUUGUAGAUGUACAUGCUACAUACCCCGUCACCAAGAAGCCAGACGGUGUUAAAAUGGGUCAAGGAAAAGGUAAAAUUGAUCAUUACGUAGCACGAGUUCCAGCAGAUAUCAAGCACAAAUGCCAACCUAGGAAUAAGAAAAGAGGGAAGGGUAUAGAUACAAAGGAACCUGUGCCAAGCAUGAUUUGCGGAAUCCUUAGCCUAACAUACGAUAACCAUGAUCUCACUGAUGCAAACGAUGGGUCCAUCAACCUUGCAAAAAAACACAAUAUAAAAGAGCUAUCUACAUACUAUCACAAAACAUACGACAGUAAUAAUGACAUCAUAAGGAAACCUCUUAUACUUAAAAUCCAAGAUGAAGGCGGUGAGAAUCACUGGUAUUCCAAUGCGGAUGCAGAUAAAAAUGAACAAGAUGAAAAUGAAUGGUAUAAAGGAAAACCAAAUACUAGAUGGAAACUGAUCCAAAGUGAAGAUGACUUUCCUACUCAUUACCCAUGGAAAGGUGGAAGUAAGUUUACUAAGAAGCUAAAUGAUCUCACGUGCGAACUCCACAAUCUUCACUACGUUGAUAUUUCCAGGGAUGAGAAACUUGCUACUUACCACUCUUGUUCUGUCUGUAGCAAUUACAGCGUUACAGUUACUAAAGAGAACAGUAAUGUUGAAGGAUAUACCAAGUACAAACAUGAAUAUACUACUAACGCAAACUCCAUUAAGUAUGGAAAUACUCUUCUUAAGUUGAAAGAUGAAGGGGUUGAGGAUGAGGAAAUUCCACUUGAUAGUGACAAAAUUCGUCAACUAUUCGUCCAUUACUGGGAAAAGGACACAGAACAUACAAAACCUCUAUUCAUGGAGGUAUAUGUUAAAGGUUUUGAUACUACAGUUCCUGUUAGUAAUAACGGCGAAAAAGGUAAUAGUAAGUGGACUAUGAUAGAGGAAGCAGGACCUGUAUCUGCAGAGAUGCUCCAUCAACAAAGAUGCGUAGUAUACAAACCUGUAGAUAUAAACAUCUCUGAGCAAGCAGGCUAUCCUAACUCAUAUUGUAAAAUAAAGCACGGAAAAUGCCUAAACGAUAGGUGUAAUGGCCGCAUAAAUGUGGAACCGUACAAUAAGUAUAAGAUACCGGAUGAGUAUUCUGCUUACCGACAUAUUCACAAUACUAGAGAGCUGUUAACCAUCACUGGUUUCAAAAAUGGAGAUAGGCUGGACGAGAAAAAACCUCCAAUAUGGGAUGUUAAAGAGGUAAUCGUUUUCUUUCCCAAGUGUGAGAAAAAUCUUAGUGAUAAUACUACCGAAACUCCUCUUCUGAUCUAUGUUAGCAGUAAUAAUGAGGAUGGAGCGACUCAUAAGUGGUACAGUAGGACUAAGGGGGAUAAGGGUGGUAUUGAGUGGAAAGUGGAGAAUGGACUAGGAACUAAUCCCCCGGAUAAAGCUUUUGAGGAUGGUAAUCUUCUUGUAACAACUCUGAAUAGGAUUAGGGGUGAUCUUGAACUUAAGUGUCCAGAAGAUAUCAAAAGAGAGCUGGAGGAGCAAGAGAAAGCAAUAAAGGAAAAAGAAGCAGAGGAAAAACGAAAUAAAGAAAUAGCUGCACUCAAAGCUAAAGAAUGCACUAUUGGAGAGCUAUUUAAAGCUCUUGGGGAUGAUAUAGCUCCUGUACUAGGUACAUCUGUUGUAGCUAGUGUAGCUGGACUGUAUGGUACAACCGUAGCUCUUGAACUGGUUAAGGAUCUUAUUCCUACUUCUGUGGCUCAACUUGGAUCUGGUAAAGAUAGUAGAGAUUCUGGACAUCAAGAGUAUAAACAACUACAAUCACGAGCAGAUUCCGAUGAAAAUGGUGGUGGAGUACCAGGGCCAGAAGACCAAGAAGCUCCUCCACCACUUCCAACAUCUACUGAAGCUAAAGCUGAAGACUCUACUGCUUUUGAAGUUAUUCCUGAUGCUCCCUCAGCAACUUAUUCGAGGAUGGUAUUUGAGGAACAUGGUAACACUAUGAAACACACUAUGUAUGGAAAUUUCGUUAAGGAAUAUCACAACACUAUGAAAGACAUACGUGGAUAUGGCUCUGAUGUUGAAACAUAUGAGGCUGCUCCUGAAGUUACAGUUCCUAUCGACGUAUCUGUACUUCCUGAAGCUCAUCAAGCUGAAGAAGCUGCUUCUGGUAAACCUGGAUCUACUGAUAUUCACGCUGAAGGUGGUGAAGAUACUCGUGCUGAAAAACUUGCUGGUCAAGAUGCUGGUGAUUAUCAGACUGAAGUUACUCAAGAAACUAAAUCUGAGGAUACUCCUCAAUCUAAUGUCUCAUCUGAACCUGCUCCACCUGCUGAGGCUCAACCUUUUACUGGUGCUAGUGCUGCUAAAUUUGGUGGAGCAGGUGAAGCUCAUAUUUCUGCUCAUAAAGCCUUAGACCUUUCUCCUCCUGUAACUCUUCCGCUCUCUCCUCCAAACUCUAAUCAAGAUAUUAUUGAGACUACCAUCUCCGUAACUACGGGGGUUCUCGGUACUUCUGCCUUGGCUUGUUUCGCGGGAUGGAAACUUUAUAAUCGCUAUAAAGGAGACCCUUUGGUACGUAACUUGCUGUUAAGAAGUACUACAAUUGAUAAAAUGUUAAUCAGGAUAAUGUAUAUGGACCAUAAAAUCCCUAGUAAACACGAAUAUAUAGGAUAUCCGAUAAUCAGAUUGCCACAGUUGAGUCCAUUUCUACCGGGAGAACGACCAAUUUUUAUCGCACUAGAGAGAGUUGUUGCAAAUCUACCAAUUUCUUGCAGUUUUAGAUCACAAAAUAAUCACUUUAAAGUGGAUGAUCCAAAAAAGGCUGCCAAAGAUAAACUAGAAAGGGAUUUGGAAAAGAAGAGAGAGUUGUUAAGGGAAAGAUUUUCCAUGAAUAUACGAGCGUAA